Molecule: messenger RNA, 342 nt
Organism: Helobdella robusta
Lineage: Eukaryota; Metazoa; Annelida; Clitellata; Rhynchobdellida; Glossiphoniidae
Exons: 5
Coding region: 1-342 (113 amino acids)
Cellular component (GO): nucleus; cytosol
Molecular function (GO): DNA binding
Source: RefSeq, a predicted model, not a curated record
AUGGAUAACGAGUUGGAAGCAAUAAGGGCCAAAAGAAUGGCCGAAAUGCAGGAGGAGCAAGAGGAAAUGAUCCAAAAACAAGAAAUGAAAAACACUAUCCUGUCCCAAGUAUUAGAUCAAGAGGCUCGGGCCAGAUUGAGUACCAUUGCCCUCACAAAACCUGACAAAGCAAAAAUGGUUGAAUCAAUGCUCAUACAAAUGGCACAGAAGGGGCAAAUUCAAAGCAAAAUAGGAGAGAACCAGUUGAAACAACUGCUAGAACAAAUAUCUGAAAAGACUAAAACAACAACUACUGUAAAGUUUGAUAGAAGAAGAGCAGCUUUGGAUUCAGAUGAUGAUUAG